This is a messenger RNA of Doryrhamphus excisus (bluestripe pipefish), 1448 nucleotides long. NCBI's taxonomy places the organism in Eukaryota, Metazoa, Chordata, Actinopteri, Syngnathiformes, Syngnathidae. The record is from RefSeq and is a predicted model, not a curated record.
UCACCAGAGAAAAGACGGGUUCUUCUCUUCUUCUCUCUUCUCAUUACUGUUAAGACAAACUUGUCUCUGUGUCAUUUUGGAGCUGCUCGAGCUAGCUUAGCAUGCUAGCUGCUAACAAAGACGCGGAAGUGAUCAACAUCGCUAAGCAGAGAUCAAGAGUGGCACUCCAGGAUGGAGCAGGAGGAUCCACAACCCCACAUUAAAGAGGAAGAGGAGGGGCCCCAGCCCCCCCACAUUAAAGAGGAAGAGGAGGGGCCCCAGCCCCCCCACAUUAAAGAGGAGGAGGAGGAGCACAGCAUCAGCCAGGAGGGAGAGCAUCCGGAAGGACCGGAGGAGUUCCCAGUGAUCGGUGUCAUUGUGAAGAGUGAAGAUGAUGAAGACGACGGUGAAGGUGAGGAGAAGAGAGAGGCGGAGCCUCCAACAGAAGCUGAUGGAGACCACUGUGGAGGAUCACCAGCAGACAAGCUCUUAGCUCCACUAUCAGAUAGUGAGCACACGACGUCACACUCUCCUGACACUGAUGAUGAUGAUGAUGAAGACUCUACAGCUGAUAUGACAUGUCACCCUGACAACACACGCUUGAAAUGCCACCACUGUGACAAGAGCUUCCUUCACCGCAGCACUCUCAACAUACACAUGAGAAGCCACACCGGAGAGAAACCGUUUGCCUGCUCAUUUUGUCACCAAACGUUCUCUAGGAAGUCAAAUCUAAUAACGCACACAAGAAGACACACCGGAGAGAAACCAUUCGCCUGUUCUGUGUGUGGUUUGGGUUUUGUCCGAAAUCAACAUCUGAUAGCACACGUGAGGAAACACACUGGAGAGAAACCUUUCACCUGUUCUGUGUGCGGCGUAGGUUUUGGACAAAAUCAUAGUUUGAAAACACACAUGAGGAAACACACCGGAGAGAAACCUUUUACUUGUUCUGUCUGUGGUUUGGGUUUUGUGCAAAGUCAGCAGUUGAAAGUCCACACGAGGAAACACACCGGAGAGAAACCUUUCUCCUGUUCAAUCUGUGGGAUAGGCUUUGGACAGAAGCAGCUGUUGAAAAGACACACGAGGAAACACGCGGGAGAAAAACCUCAUUCCUGCCCCGUCUGCAGCAAAAGCUUCUUAGACCGAACAACACUCGUAACGCACAUGAGGAGACACACGGGGGAGAAGGUGUUUGGCUGCGGUGUGUGUGGAGAAAGGUUCUCCUACAAGUACCAGCUCAGCACUCACACGUGUGCUCCUGGGAGCGGCGGCGUGAUGCCAAAUCCUGAACCUGAACAUCAUCACAAGGUCACAUGAUUGCCAACCUUUAUUGCUGUCCAGGAAGAACAAUAAAAUCCCGAUCAGCCAAUCGUAGGGCUUUAUUCAUGUCAGAUGAAGAGCAAAUGACCAAAGCUGUUGGAGGACCCAGUCUAGGACUCUGGUCUGGGACCCAGUUCCAACACUCAAUUCUA